Molecule: messenger RNA, 2358 nt
Organism: Orbicella faveolata
Lineage: Eukaryota; Metazoa; Cnidaria; Anthozoa; Scleractinia; Merulinidae
Product: vesicular inhibitory amino acid transporter-like
Biological process (GO): amino acid transmembrane transport
Cellular component (GO): vacuolar membrane
Molecular function (GO): L-amino acid transmembrane transporter activity
Source: RefSeq, a predicted model, not a curated record
UUAUAUACGUUACCUUUCUUAGUUUUAAUUUGAAAACCCACAGCGAUUUCUGAAUUGGCUUCCGUCCUCCAAUUCCAAAGUCGAAAUGAACCUCUCAGUUUUCAAUAACACAGCCAUUCAAAUCUGGGACAGGCGCAGGUAGGAGGCCGGGUAAUAAACGCAUUUGUGAAAAUUCCCCGCCAUCUUGAAACAACUGACGACCCGGUUAUUCGUCUAUAGAAAAAAAACAUCCUUACAAUCUUUAACAAAUGAAGGAAAAUAUCUGAACAACAACAGGAUUUUCUCACCAAGAGUCUUAGAAUCUUUCAAUACAAAUUUCCCAUCGGGACAAAUGAAAAAUAAUCUAGUUAAAAGAAGCGAUAUUUCCGACAACGAUUGCUUACAUGACUUCCUUGAAAAAACAAGACUUGUUUGAAGCUAGGCCAUAAAUACGUGUUCUUUCGCAAGACGGCAUGCAAGGACGGUGAAAAGAAUUGAAUUGCUGUUUUUUUUCUCAAAUUUAACUGACGAACAUCUUUAGUCCUCUCAGCGAUCGAUCGCUUUUUUUUUUUAAGUACUGUGCGGUGAUGAAAUUCUAUUCCUAAGGUAAUCAGUUCUCAGGUUUUCUUAUGCAAAAACUUCCUCUUGUAUAGGAACAGUAAUUCAGCAGCUGUGAAAGCUCUCUGUAGGUGGACUAAGCCUAUAUUCCUUAAGAAAAUUAAACACGUUAUUUUUACGCAGGAGGAAAGACCACUCGACAAAGUGGAAACCUUGACAACUUGCUAUUGAUUUAUUAAAGUUCGCGGUGUGAUUUUCGGAAGUUAAACAAAAUAAUAAUUUCUUAAACGAUGAAUUAAUCCUUGAUUGGUCGUCAGUUUUCAGGCACAACUACAAAGGCGAACACAAACACAACUUUUGAACCCUCACACUACAUCACCGGAGAAUUGCUGGGCCUUGAUGCAAAAAUAUGUCAAAAUCAAAGAAUUCCGUCAGUUACCAUUUGCUUAAAAACGAUCCAGAACCAUCACCACAAACAGGAGAUGAAAAAGUAUCGAUCGCAGAAGAAGAUUCAGCUGAACAAAGCGAAGAGACUGCAGGAAAAUCUUCCUUGUGGAAAACGGUGGUAAACCUUAUGAGUGAUAUGGAAGGUACCGGCCUCCUGGGUCUUCCGUAUGUAAUAGCUCACAUUGGCUUGGCUGCCAUUGCGGCAUUACUUGUGGUUCCUUUCAUGGCCUUCUAUACAGGAGCUAUAUUGAUAGACUGUCUUUACGACAAGAACCAUGCAGGCGAAAGAGUGCGUAUCAGGUCUAACUACAGGGAACUCGGCGAAGCCUGCUGGCCUCGUUUUGGUGGUGCUAUUGUUGCCGCUGUCCAGUUGGUCGACCUCUUUCUUCUUGCGUCUUUGUACCUCGUCUUAUGCGCCUCGCUUUCAAGCAGCAUUUUUCCUGGGCUACCGCUGUCCGACAAGGUUUGGAUGCUCAUUGCAGCCGUGAUUGGACUCCCGACAAUAUUCCUCAAGAAUCUUUCCCAGGUUGCUUGGUUAAGCUUAUUGAGUGUGGUGGCUUUAUUAGUGGCUGUCAUCGCUGUUUUGGCUGUCGGAAUAUCACAUCACUCCUCGUGGGAUAUUAAAGACCUCUUAGUUUGGAACAUAACAGAAAUGCCGGUCGCUCUAGGAAUUAUAAUUUUCAGCUAUCUUUCCCAUACCGUUUUGCCUGGCGUAGAGGCAAGCAUGGAAAACAGAUCACAGUUCAACACCAUGUUAGCAUUGUCCUACACCUCAGUUGCAAUCUUAAAGAUCGCCUUUUCCGUUUGCGCUUUCUUGCCAUUUAGUUCAAAUAUCCAAGAAGUUAUCGUCAAUAGUCUUCCCAUGGGUGUAAUUCGCAUCCUUGUCAACGGAUUUCUAAUCUUAAACGUCUUUUUCUCAUACCCUUUCCGGGUCAUCACCAUUAUCCAAACGAUCGAAGAAUCUGUUACAAUUGAUUCAUUUCCAUUCAAAAUACCUGAUCUAGUUUGGUUUAUUGGUAUUCGACUACUCAUCAAUUUUCUGACACUCCUUCCUGCAAUUUCCAUUCCACACUUCGCGCUUUUUAUGGCAUUUAUCGGCAGUUUCACAGGAUCAUGCGUGGCGUUAAUUUUCCCGCCAAUUUUUCAUCUUAUUCUGAAAAAGGAGGUGUUAAAAUUCUAUCACUACACCUUUGAUAUAUCAAUAAUAUUCAUCGGAAUUCUUGCAGGUUUAUUUGGGUUAUUUUUCACUGGAAAGUCUUUGCUCCAGGUUUAUACCUCAAACUGAAAAAAGAGAGAUGACCUUGGUCUUAAACGAGCUACGUCACGGUUCCAUUGCGCAUCUUAAAAAGUUCAGUCUAAAUUUUUCAAGUUUGU